Argiope bruennichi is the source of this 1797-nucleotide messenger RNA. RefSeq names its product pantetheinase-like. Lineage: Eukaryota; Metazoa; Arthropoda; Arachnida; Araneae; Araneidae. The record is from RefSeq and is a predicted model, not a curated record. The transcript is spliced from 3 exons. The coding region runs from base 147 to 1625 and encodes 492 amino acids.
UUUCAACUAUCUAAUCAAGUGAAAAGAGAUAACAGUAUCAAGGGCAUGCGCAGCUAAAAGACGAAGGUCAGGUUGUGGUAAUACCACCUUUUCAUUUUCGGUCCUACCCCUAGUUACAAGUCCCGACAUUCGGCAAUUCCUAAAAAAUGUCUCCACUUGCGGUUCUCAUCUUGGCUAUCAUGGUGCCGAGCCUCCAGGCAAAGCCUACUUAUUACACUGCAGCUGUAUUCGAGCAUACCGGCACUGGAUCGAAGAACGAUUCGACGGCAGAUAUAGUGAAAAAGAAUCUUGACUUCUAUAAAAGAGCAGCUGAGAUUGCUCGUUCCAAAGGUGCAGACAUUAUUGUAUUCCCUGAAUAUGGAGUACUUCCGUAUAGUGACAGAAAACGAAUGAAGCCAUUUUUAGAAAAUAUACCAAACCCUUUAGAAAUUGAAACGACACCUUGCUCCAGUCCUGAUAGGUAUACUGACAGACCUAUUCUUUAUACUCUCAGCUGUAUAGCACAAUACAACUCUUUAUAUGUUGUUGCCAACAUGGGUGAUAUCCAGAAUUGCUCAAGAGAUCCAGAUUGCCCAUCAGAUGGAACAUAUCACUUCAAUACCAAUGUAGUCUUUGAUAGAAGUGGCACGCUUUUAGUGAAGUACCACAAAGAACACCCCUUCUUUGAACAAGGAAUUGACAUACCGAAAGGAAAACAGGUACCAAUUUUCAAAACAGAUUUUGGUACCUUUGCCACUUUUAUCUGUUUUGACAUCGUCUUCAAAAGGAUAACCGAAAUUGCUCAGUUGCCUUACGUAGAAGGUAUUGCCUUUCCUACAAUGUGGAUCAAUACUGAACCCCAAUUCGUUUCCACUGAAUACUUUCAAGGCUGGGCUAUGGGAAAUAACGUUACUUUGUUGGCUGCAAAUCGCCAAGUUCCCAUGGAAGCUAGUCUUGGGAGUGGUAUCUUUGAUGGCAAGAAAGGCGCUCUGGCUUACACUCUGAAUCCUGAUGGCAUUUCUAAACUUGUAAUAGCUAAGGUUGGUAGAUCUGGUAUUCCUAAAAUAUCGCCAGAUGCAAGUAUUACAGCCAUAACUGCAAAUGCCACAUGGGAAUGGACGGAUGAUGGAAAAAAUAUUCCAGAUGAAUGCUCCAUGACAAGUGGGUAUCCUUGUCAGAAAGAAACAAUGUUACAAAACUAUACAUUUGUGAAACUAAACAAGUCUUAUGGAGAUGUAGAAGCUUGUAACAAUGGACUAUGUUGCAAAUUAUCAUAUACUUCAUAUGGCCUUAAAGAAAAUUAUUAUUUGGGAGUUUUCAAUGGAACAUACAAUGUUCAAAAUACCUAUCACUGGUGUGAAGAAGAAUGUCUUCUUGUAAGAUGUGAAGAUCAGAAUGGCGUUGUGUGUUCAAAGUUUCCUCUGAAAUCUACCACGCAAUUCCAUACUGUUUUUUUGAGAGGAAAUUUCACCAGUGAUUUCGUUUAUCCUUCUGUUCUUAGCAGUGAUAUAAGGCUUGUGUCGACCAAAUACUGGCAGCAAAAUGCUGAUAAGUCCAUUAUUACUCAUAAUUACGCAGGUAUAAAUUAUAUCACUGUCGGUUUGAAAGGACGAUGCUAUAACAAAGAUCCACCUUUUCGUCGAUAAAAGAAACGUUACAGAUUCAGGAGUUCGAAUCUAAUAUUGUUCUACUUAAUACUUCAUACAAGGAAAGUGCUAACUCUUGUGAAGAUAAUGACAGCGGCUGAUUCUUGAGUAUUUUCCACUGCGAUUCUUAUGUAUUUCAAGGAUUUCAAUAAAUUCAAAUUAUUUUACCUUU